AUGGCGGUUCAGGAUCCAACUCUCACGGACCUGGUUUUGGAGGUGGCGGUUCAAGCUCUGGUUUCUAGGGCCAGGGCAAUCAAGCUUAAAAUGUCAGGUCAUAAAGACACCAUUACGGUGCAUGGUGAUAGGAAGCUUGCUCUGGAUUGUGAAGAAGGUGAUGCCGCGUAUGCCGAGUCGGCUUGUGCCACAGAGGAGUUAAAGUUUUAUAAAGAUAACAUUGACCCAGCAGAUGUUUGCUCGGCCUGGUUCAGCUUGUUGAAGUGUGGCCAUCAAUUUUGGAGGAGGAAGAGAAGGAAGAAAGAGAAGGCAAAACAAAAGAAGGAAGAAAAGGCAAAUCUCACAGAACAGGAGGCUGGUGAAGAAUAUUUGGCUUUAAAGGAAAUGACUGGGCCUACUGCUAGGCAAGAAGAAGAAAUGAUAUUAGCAAAACAACAUGACCAGGAGCAGCUCUGUAAUAUCAGUCGAACAUUGGCUGUGCUGGCAUCUGCAUCGUCUGUUAGCAAGGAGCGUCAAGAGUUCCUGAGCCUUGUCAACAAGGAGAUAAAACUAUGUAACUCCAUGCUUGGAAGAGAAGACACAGAGGGGGCAGAAGAAGCUAAGAAGGCAUAUAUGGCUGCUAGAGAGGAGUCAGACGACAUCACCGAGGUUGCUUCAGAGGAAAAAGUCUUGUCAGCGCUGAUUGACAAGGUUGAUGCUACGCUUCUUGAAUUGGAAAAAGAGAUUGAUGAUGUGGAUCCACAAAUCAGAAACCGCUGGCAACUGCUUGAUAGGCUGCCAACGAAUUGGAAAGGCCAAGAUGGAGGAGCAAUCAUCAAGCCACCCUCUCAUCAGGUGGUGGAAUGCCUGCCUGGUGGCUUCCCAUUCAUUCCCAUGAGUCAUCAUGUUCAACUUGUUAAUGAGUUGAUCCUGCAAGCCAAUGAAGAUUCAGACGAUGAAGUUGCUCUGGAGGCUUGUGACUCUGGUUUGCGUUCUGUUAACAUGCAAAAUGUGGCUCAGGCAGGUGAUGUCCGGAAGGAGCAGGAAGCUGCUGUAUUGGUGCUGCUAUAGCAGAGGGAUCCUGUAACACCCUUUCUCACAUAUACUGUACUAGAUGCGAUUGAUGCCUUGAAGAAAGGCAGCUCCCCCUUGGAUGGUGCAGUGCAGCAAAUCAAAGUUGAUUAAUUCAUUCUUCAGCUUCUGCUAGCAAUGCUUGGAGGAAUCAGCUUGUCAAGACCACGAGGCACACAAGGUGGAGAGCCCUCCCUUCUCCAUUACUGCUCCUCACUCAAGCUUCUUGAGCUUCUCUUGCUCAUCCAAGAUGUGCGAGAGAAGGAAUGGGGAGUGGAGAGCAGCAUCCCCCACUGACGCGCGGGACCCCUUCCUUCCUUUCUUCACCGCGAUGGGGAGAGCAGCCGCCGCUGCCUUGCAGGCCACGGCAGCGAGGAGGCGAGACGGCCCGCUACACCAGCUUCCUCGAGGAACCCAUGGGCCCGCCGCUCGGGACGAUGACGGGUGGGUCCUCCCGUUCGAACCCGCGGCCUCCCGCUCGCUCCCUCCCGCCGGCGACGGGAGGAAGCGGCUGACAGGUCGCCAUGGCUGCACUCAUUCGUGGUGCUCGGGCUGGGCGCGGCGGCCCAGGCCGCGCUCAGGGACGGCAGAGGGGGCGCGUCGUCGACGACGUGCCUGCACAGGUUAUUGGUCCUUUAGGCAACCAGUGGUUGUACUGGCAGGGCGGAAAUGCGAAUGUCUCCAGGGAGCCAACCAAGGCUGAGAUCAAGGAGCAGCUCAUGUUCCAAAGGCUGGAGUCCUCUCCCAAAGUUGCUCCUGAGGAGCUCUUGAUUUAUGCUGUCACAGAUGCUCUUGCCCGUCAGCCUCAACCCAUUGUUGAUAUGCUGAACGCGAUUGUGGUCAGAUACAAUAGAAUGGGAGAUAUGCGGCGCCAAUACUUGUUUAAGAAGAUCGAAGGUUUUCAAGGAAAAGAGAUGUUUCAGAUGUUGAAGAAAUUACAGGAGGACACGGAAGAAGUUGAAGGUAGAAUAGAAGAUGUAAGAAGCGCUGGAGGCUUCUGCCCCCCAUUACCUUGAGGUCUUUGUUGAACUUCCAAAGUUAAUAUGACAGGUACUUAAUGCUUGCUAGAAGAAACAGUGUUUGAUCCUGAAAAAUCAUGCCGAAGGUGGUGACAGCAGAGGUGACGGUACAGCAAGGAUGAUAGGACACUGCGUAGUUGGAUGUGAUAGGAUACAAUGUGUAGUUGGAUGAGGUACAGCAAGGAUGAUAGGAACAAUGUGUAGCUGGAUAAGCUACAGCAAGGAUGAAACGAUCAAAUGUGUAGUUGGCGGCAAACUGCCCUUAGGUUAUACUCCCUCUGUUCCGAUUUACUCGUCGCCCUUAGGUUACAAGAAUGAACAAGAUGAUAAACCGCUUUUCAGGAUUCGUGUGAGGCUACAAGAAUGAACUCCACUUGAGGAUUUCUGCUCUGUUGGUUUCUGUACAGUUAGUAUCUGCCGUGUUAACAUUGUUGGUGCGGAAAUGAGAUAAACCAACCUGGUCUGGUGAUCUGUUGUUGUUUUGCUUUA
This is a messenger RNA of Triticum dicoccoides, 2558 nucleotides long. RefSeq lists its product as uncharacterized. The record is from RefSeq and is a predicted model, not a curated record. Lineage: Eukaryota; Viridiplantae; Streptophyta; Magnoliopsida; Poales; Poaceae. The transcript has 15 exons. Bases 1 to 1050 code for a protein of 349 amino acids. Gene Ontology annotation, cellular component: mitochondrial inner membrane. Gene Ontology annotation, biological process: intracellular monoatomic cation homeostasis.